Eupeodes corollae is the source of this 1371-nucleotide messenger RNA. RefSeq names its product ester hydrolase C11orf54 homolog. The record is from RefSeq and is a predicted model, not a curated record. Gene Ontology annotation, molecular function: zinc ion binding; hydrolase activity, acting on ester bonds. The transcript is spliced from 5 exons. Gene Ontology annotation, cellular component: nucleus. The coding region runs from base 244 to 1212 and encodes 322 amino acids. Lineage: Eukaryota; Metazoa; Arthropoda; Insecta; Diptera; Syrphidae.
AGCAGUUGACUAAAUAAUAAUCAAGUUGAAAAUAUGCUUGCAAAAGUUAAUUUCUAUUUAGUUGCAAAGUACUUCUUCUGGACAAAAGACCCAGAUUUUUGUAUUAUAGCUUAGAAUCUAUAAUCGGUAGGAUCGUAUCGAAUUAGUCUCGGCGCGAAGCGUGACGUAUUUCAUACCUAUUUUUGAUAAAGUGAACUUUCUGUGUAAAUAAUUAACCAACAACAAAAUACUUAACUUAAAAUCAUGUCGGCUUUAAAUGUGAACGAUAUUUCUUAUGAAGAAAAACAAUUGUUUGUUCCAAGUUUAAAUGAGGUUAAAACAGUCCUCGAGAGUGCCCUUUUAAACAACUUUGAAGAUGUCACCGUUGAGGUUGUGGAGUGCCCAAAUUUAUCAAAAUCACCCUAUGAUUUGGUAGAUUGUGGACUUGGUGGCUCUCCCUUAUUGCUUGAAGUUGGUGGCCCACCAUUUCUGCUGCCGCUUGUUCAAAGAAGUAAGGUGUACGAUCUUAAAAGUCUCAUUAGAAAAUGCUAUCCUGCUGCAAACUCUAGCAUUUUGGCUAUCGGUGCUGGAGCCGGACCAUUCCCGAUUCGUGGAACUAACUGUGAAGGAAUUUACAAUAUGAAAGUUGCUGCAAAUGGAGAUGUCACCAAUAGCAGUUAUACAGCCAAGGUGCAUGGUCCAAAUGAAGAAUGCGUUUUGGAGAAAGUCCCUCCAACAGAGACAAGGAGUGCUCUAUUGUUGAAUUUGUUCCUCAGCCAAGGAUUACCUGGAAAAGUUCUCAAAGUUGUUUGUCGUAAGCGUAAGGGAAAUGAAAAUUUUGUAGAAUGCAUGCGUCUUGGAUUGGCGAAAAAUUAUGGUGAAAAAUGUGUAGGAAUGGGAGGAAUCUUUUUGAUAAAGAAGGGUCAUGUUCAUCAGCACGUAAUGCGCGACUUUUCAAAGACACCAAUCCACACAGAUGAGGAUGUGAAUAAUUGGCUCAAAUUUUACAAUAUGCCAGCUCAACUUAAUGCAGUCGGAACCUUAGUUACUCAUGAAAAUGAUUUGGAUCUACGUCUUCAACAUUUCCAUAGUUUUUCUUCAAGCAAUUGGGGUGGACAUUAUCAUUAUGAUACAACACCGGAUGUUGUAGAAUAUGAAGGCUACUUCAACAUUGCAGAAAAAAUCGUGCGAAUGGAUAAACCCACUGUUACACACAAAGUUGGCAGGGAUUAAGUGGCAAAGCUAUUUUUAUAUAAACAAAAAAACAAAUUUGAAUAUGUAUACUAAAAUUAUAUUUUUAUACUGGCAAAUAAAAUUGGUUCAACAAAAAUUAUAACACAUCCCACUAAAAAUAGGAUUUACAUGAAUAAAAAACAAAUUUCAUUUAUAGAA